Molecule: messenger RNA, 492 nt
Organism: Rotaria sp. Silwood2
Lineage: Eukaryota; Metazoa; Rotifera; Eurotatoria; Philodinida; Philodinidae
Source: the annotation of a GenBank genome assembly
AUGUCACAUAUGAAUCAACAACGUGAUAUUCUUCACGACAGCUAUGGAUCACAUACACCAUCGUCUCCAUUACCUCCAGUUCCUCCAUUUCCAUGUGUCAUCAAUAGUUCAUGUACCACUGACAAUCGUGUAUGCGAGCGACAUAAAUAUGUGAUAUUUGUAAAAAAUAUAAAUGGUGAAACAUUCGAAAAUCCAUAUGGUAAAUGGGAAAACUGGGUGUGGUAUAAACAGCGCAUUAGUGAUCUUACGGGAAUCCCAGUGAAUGAAAUUGAAAUAGUAUAUGCUGGAGCCAAAAGAGAUGGUUUAAUCAGACAUAGCGGAUUGUGCAGUCAAAGCACUAUACAUAUGCUUCAAUGUCCACCUCUUCAUCGCCUCACUACUAAUGAAAAAAUUCAAAGGACAUGUAAUACACCAAAGGGCAUAAUGCAGGACCAUUACCUAAUAUCUUUUCUCCGUAGCAAAAUAAAAGGAAGUUAUCUUAACACUUUUUAA